Molecule: messenger RNA, 1696 nt
Organism: Homalodisca vitripennis (glassy-winged sharpshooter)
Lineage: Eukaryota; Metazoa; Arthropoda; Insecta; Hemiptera; Cicadellidae
Product: protein LSM14 homolog B-like
Biological process (GO): cytoplasmic stress granule assembly; P-body assembly
Cellular component (GO): P-body
Molecular function (GO): mRNA binding
Source: RefSeq, a predicted model, not a curated record
CACCGCCAUUUCACUUCUCUGCCGUCGAUGCGUUGGUGGUUACGCUUGUGUCCGUGUCAUUUUAUUGUGUGAUGUGAUUCUGUUCGUUUGGCAUAAUAUCUACUAACUCUAUUGUGACCAAGGACCAUGGCUUCUUCGAUGCCUGAAAUUGGAAGUAAAAUCAGCCUUAUAUCGAAAGCCGAUAUCAGAUAUGAGGGCAAACUAUUUACGGUGGACCCAAAUGAAUGUACAAUCGCACUAUCCCAUGUGCGCUCAUUUGGAACUGAGGACCGCCAGACCCAGUAUCCAGUCCCGGCUCAAAGCCAGGUCUACGAAUACAUCUUAUUCCGCGGUUCUGACAUUAAGGACAUCAGCAUUGUCAAUACUCAGCAGUUACCCAAUGAUCCUGCAAUUGUAUCUGGUAUGGCUCCAAGCAUGCCGAGCAACUACCCAGGGCACAGCUACUCGCACCACCCUGUGAUGUCGGCACCGAUGGCCCCGCCGCAGUAUCCCAACUACAUGGCGCCGGGCAUGGGACGGUCGUUGAGCAAGCAGGCAAUGUCGAGUGAGUUGGUCAACGUUAACCCUCAGGAGACUGUGCCAGGACAUACAGUUCCUGUCCCAGUCCAGGUCCACGCUCCUCCUGUCAUCCCCAUUGUCAAAGAGCCCACCACUGUGUCUGUUCUAGAGCUACUGGGAGGCUCCCGGUCUUCGACGCCGUCCUUGUCCCGUAAGUCCCCCACCAUAGACCAGGCAGUGCAGGUGUCACCACACAAGGACAAGAAACCCAUUCAGCCAGCCGCCAGCACCUCGAGAAGGAAAUUAUCAGGAAACGUACCAGCGGAGGGAUUUCCGAGGGCCGAGGGAUGGACAAAACACAACAUGCGAGACAAUGAAUAUAGAGGUCAGAGGGAUGGACAAAACAACAUGCGAGACAACGAGUACAGAGGCCAGAGGGAACGAGACGGUGACUACAGAGUACAAAGAGAUCAAGACAAUCGGAGAGAUGGGCUUUUACGAGCCAUCCACAGCAGCAACAAACAGAGACAAGGGCAGGGCAUGAACCGAGGAGGCUGGGUCAAUCGUGGCAGAGGAGGCGCUGGUCCUAGCAUUCGCAGCAGAGGUCGAGGUGGCCCUGGUGGCAACUUCAACAGAGCGCCAGGCUCAGGUCCACAGAACCAGCCACAGCAGAACAAUACAGCAGCUGUUAAGAAGAAUACUCUUAAGUUUGAUGAAGAGUACGACUUUGACAAGGCCAACUCAGAGUUUGAAGAGCUCAGAAGUAAAACUGCUAAACUGAAGAUUAGUGGAGAGGGAGAAGCUGCAGCACCCAAGGUUAAUGGAGAAGACAAGAAGGACGACUCUGGAAACGAGACCGGACUGGGAGAGGGAGAACCAGAGGAGGACCCAGAACAUGAGCAUGUUGUCUACUACGAUAAGACCAAGAGCUUCUUUUGGACAACAUUAGCUGUGAGGCAGUCGAGAGGAGCAAAGGACGAUCUCAGAGAACCGACCUGGAGGACGGAGCGGAAGCUGAACUCUGAAACUUUUGGAGGUUUUCAUCAGCUCGAAGGGGAGGCUACCGGGGUCGUGGAGGGUACUAUGGAGGCCGAGGCAUGUACCCGGAGGCUAUCGGGGUUACAACAUGCGAGGCCAGACCAACCGAACCCUCAGUCCAGACCUCCCCCAACAACACAACAAACCAGAACUCCUCCUG